Entrophospora candida is the source of this 3076-nucleotide messenger RNA. Lineage: Eukaryota; Fungi; Glomeromycota; Glomeromycetes; Entrophosporales; Entrophosporaceae. The record is from the annotation of a GenBank genome assembly.
CGAAUUACAACAACAAGCUGAAAUUCAAGAUCUUCUAAUGAAUAAUUCAUCAUAUAACAACAAUAAAUCAUCAGACAACUUAGAAAACAACAACGAUGAUAGUAAUAACGAAAACAGUAUUACUUUUCAAUCCAAUUCAAUAAAUGAUCUUAAUAUCGAUGCACAAAUUCAAGCAAUGUUCGGUAUUAAUAAUAAUGAUGAUGAUUUGAACUCUUUUGUCAACAAUAGUCUAUACGACAACUUUCAAUAUCCAACUGAUAAUAGUAUUUUCAGUUCUCCUGAAAUAUUAAGUUCGUUGAUUUCUUCAAGUGACAAUAAUUUCACUCCAAAUUCAUUUACAACAACAUCGUCAUCAUUUGAUGAUAAUUAUGGAAUGAAUAGUAAUAUUUUAUCUCCAACAUUCAACACUCAAGAUUUUACAAUUUCGCCAAACGAUAUAAAAAUAAAUGACUUUGACGAUUUUACAAUGGAAAAUUCUUUUGAUCAAUUAUUAGGAAAAAAAGAUGAUUUUGAUAUUUUUACAAAUGAUAAUAACAACAGCAAUUUGAAAAAAAGUCCACAACCUGCUAAAAAUCUUGUGUCUAUCGAUAAGACUUUACUGAAAAAGAAACAUAAAGGUCCUGACAGCAUAGCUAAAAAUACAAAAAACACAAAAAAAACAAAUAAUGAAUUAAAAUCAAAUUUGAAAAAAAGUUUUAAAGAAGAUUCUAAAGGUGAUAAUAACUUAUCUUCUCCUUCGUCAUCAUUUUCUGAAAUAAUUCCUGUUUCAAUGAUGGAUUUGGAUGUAUUAUCACAAAACAUUUUAAAUCUUGAACAAAUUCCAAAUAACCCAUUACCAACUUUUGAUCAAUCUAAUUGGAAUCAAACUGAUAGCAACGGAACUUCACAAAAUGCAAAAGUUCCUAUAUCACGUCUUAAAAAUACCUCAACACAAAAUCAAGUUAAUCAACCUACUACGAAUGCAAACAAACAACAAAAGAAAGUUGCUCACAACGUUAUUGAACGUCGUUAUAGAAAUAACAUAAAUGAUCGUAUCAAUGAACUUAAAAGUGUUGUGCCAGCUCUUUGCCAUUUGAAAACUAAAGAUGACGAUGAGGUUGAAGAAAUCGAUGGUAUUCCAGCCGCAAGAAAGUUGAAUAAGGCUACAAUUUUAAGAAAAGCUACAGAAUAUAUUAUUUAUUUGAAAAAGACUAACGUAAAAGCUAAGGAGGAUAAUGAUAAAUUACGAAAGAUUAUUGAAUCAUUAAAAGGAGGAAUUAAAUUAUAUAAUGACUAUACUGAACAACAAAAAACGCCUGGUGUUAAUACUCCAGAAUCAUCAUAUCCUGAGUCACCGUCUUCUGUUACUCAAGAAGAUUUUGAUACACCACCAUUAACUCCAGAUAGAAAUGCUGGUUCAAGAGCAUUAAUGGCUUUAUUCAUGUGUAUGACUUUCUUCUCACCCCCAGGAUCUUAUCUUCAACAAGAUCAUGAUCAUAUGCAUCAUCACAAUAAAGGUCAUGUCAUAUCAAGUGUUCAAAAUGAAGCAACUGAAACUCUUGCACCUAAAAAUAUCCUUGAUGAUGGAAAAGUUACCAUUGAUAUUUGGUAUUUAAUUCGUGCUUUUACUUUUCUCAUAUGUUUUACUUAUAUUAUUCGACCUUCUUUAUUUUCCAAUCAAACACGUCAAGUUCAUAGAAAAAAAUCAACUAUAAUGUCAGCAUUAACCCUUAAAACUAAAGAUAUAAAAGCAUAUUAUCGAUCACUUUCUCAUCUUACGCAAAGUCUACAAAUGAACUAUUUUGAGUUAAUAAUUGGUUUUAUAUCUGAAGCUUUUAAAUUGUUGUUAAGAAAGUUUUUGGGUUGGGAAAUUUCUGACGCUUCUAGUCUGUUAGAUAUUGAUGAAAGAACAUUGGAAGUUGAACUUUGGGCUAGAACUGGCGAAGUUGAAUUGUGUGGUGGAAAUAAAAAAGUUUCACGAAUUUCCAUUUUAUAUACAUGCUUUCGAACAAUCAAUUUAUUGGAAAAUCCAUACAACAAUCGUAAACCAUUUUACAUUAGUCCAUCACGCAUUUAUGCCAAUGCAGCUUUUCAAUGUUAUAUUGGACUAAAUUCAAUUCCAUUUAUUUCUCAAAAGGCAGUCUCGCAUUUCUGGAAAUUGGCAAAUAAUAAAAGAAGAAAUAGUAGUAGCGAUCAAGAUAAAUGGCUUGAAAUAGCACUGGCAUGUAAUGAAGGUGAUAAUCUAUGGAAAAGAAUCGCAAAUGAAAUUAGAGAUCAAUUAUUUCGAAAUGAAGACAAACUUAUUAGCAAUACGAAAAGUAAUAAUAAUAAUCAUUCUAAUUCCAAUGGCACCGCUGCAACCAUUUCUACUGUUGCAAAUAAUAUCAAUAAUACUACCAUUCCCCUUACAUAUUUAACUGAUGCACAGGCUCUUUUCCAUCUUAAAAAUUCUUUUUAUGAUUUUAUAUCUUCAAAGUUUGGUAAAAAGAAAGAGGCAUCUAGAUGUAAAUAUAGUUUUAUUGAUUUGUUAAAAAUCACGACACAACAGUCUAUUUCACAUUGGUAUGCGUUGGUUGGAUGUGCAGUUGAGGCAUUUACUCAAGGGAACAACGUUGUUGGCGAAAAUAUUAUGAGUAGAUUGAAAGACGAAUAUCCAAAAACCGUCAAUAAUAUAAAUAAAGAAAUUAUUGCCAUGGGAUUAUUUUCAUUUAUAUUAUUAAUGAAUGGAAAAUUAGAAGCAUCAAUCAAUUCUUCUAUGGAGGACGACAUAUUGAAGAAUGUUCAUGAUUUAGCAGAAUUUUGUGUUGGGUGGAUUGUAUUAGAUACGAAGUUACUGGGGUGGAAGAUUGUUGAAGGCAUUAUUAUUGAUGAAGAUAAAAAUAAAAAAAUAACAUUACCUGAAGUUUUGGAUGUUGAUUCAAGGUUGAAACCAUCAAUAGGAAAAUGGAUAACUCAUUUACGUUUAUUAACAAACGAUAAUGUAUUCGAUGAAAUUUCUAAAGCAAGGGAUGGAUUUAUAGAAAAUUGCGACUCUGAAAAAAGCUUAAUUGAUAGUAGAGCCGUAAGAUCUUGGAAUAUCCAAGUGACAAUUCAUUGA